AUGGGUGCAGAUGCUGGUGCUGCAUUGUCCCCUGGAGCCAAGUCCUGCCUCUGCGUGCAGCUCCCCGGCUCCUCCAGGGGCCCCCCAGGAGAGCCCAGCCAGGGCUUGUGGGACUGGGAUCCUGGGCAGAGAGACCCCACCUCGGGUCAGGACUAUGAAGAGGACUUUGAGGUUUGUGAUGGAGAGGAUGACGAUAGUGCUAAUGAGCUAGAACCAAAAGAAAAAAUAGAACUUCCUCCAGCCAGAAAAAAGGAGAGACAAGAAAUUCAAAAAGCCAUUAAUGCAGAAAAUGAGAGGAUUAGAGAGUUGUCAUUCAAGCUGUUUCAGAAGCAGGGUCUGAUGGCAGGUGCAAGGGAAUCCGAUGCAAACAGUUCCCCUUCCAGAGCCCCUGUUUGUGGAAUUUUUGUGGAUUUUGCAACAGCCUUGCACAGUCAGAAGAGUCAGACUCAGGCCCUGAAGCAAAAGACGCACAGUCUGAAACUGCUUCGGCUCAUUGACUUAGACUUCUCUGUCACUUUCUCUCUCUUGGACUUGCUGCCAGUAAACGAAUAUAACAUGUACAUCAGAAACUUUGGGAAAAAGAAUACUGAGCAGUCAGCGUAUGUUCAGUGUAAUGAAGAUAACGUGAGAGACAUUCAGACCAAAGAGGUCGAGGCCUGGGAGGUGUGAACCCAGCACCCAGGAGAAGGUGCUGCCGUUUCUGGGGGGGCUGAGGAUGGCGCCAUCUCUGGCACUGUGGCUGAACCCAAGGUCCACACACCAAGGCUGUCCAGCUUCCUCUGGGCAGCUUGCCAGGUGAUUGCAGUUCUGCUGGGAGAAGACCAUGUGGUGGCCAAGCCCCGUUGGAGCCCCAGGGCGCAGGGCAGUGUGCUGCCUGUCAGCAACAGUGCCUUGCCGCUGGACACCAGCCUGCCAUUCCUCCAAAGGAAAGUGUCUCUUCUGCAUGCCUCUCAGGUGCAGAGACAGAUAGUGGUGUCUGUCCAUGGUCAGCCUGGGAAGGCCUUCAACCCUGCGCUGGAUGGCAGAUAUGUGCUCUGAGUGUGGGAUAUCUGGUAGCCUUUGGGGCCUUAGAAGGUCCUGAUAUGAGAAGGGCGUGUCACAUGCUGUUGCUUUAGCCCUUUUAAGGCCUUUUUGCUGUUUGCUGGAACAGCCCGUGGCUCAGUGGUCGUGUGGGUAAGGGAAGACUCCCAGAUACAUUGUUAUGUGAAGCUGAGCGACUGCUUCUGGACAUUCAGGAUGCCGACAUUCUCCGUAGAUGGGACCCUCACUCCAGCCAGCCACUGCAGCGCUCUUCAGGCCACGGAGCCCAUCUCCACAGCCGCCCUUAAGAAGCAGAGUUUGGUGCUCUCACCCGUUUCCACUCAGGAGGAAAUGUCAGGGUUGUCGUUCCACAUCACCUCCUUGGAUGAAAGCGGGGUUUUCAACAUGUGGGUGGUGCUUGAAUUAUCGAAGCCAGAUAUUGCAGGUUCAAUAAGUGAUUUAGGUGGGCUCCCUGGCAUCAGGGGAAUAAAGUUUGGUGGAAGUUCUGUGCUCCAGCUUCUUCACCUCCUUUCCCAUGAAGAUGAUGAGUUUUGGGGGACCACCCAAACACUGAAUGUUAAAUUCCUGCCUUCAGAUCCUAAUCACUUUAUUGUUGGCACAGACGUGGGCCUUGUAAGGCAUGGCACCAGACAGGAUCUGAGAGUGUCUCCCAGACUGUUCAUGCCCCAGCAGCGCAGUGUGAGACCAGUGAAGGUGAAUGCGAUUGCCUUUUCGCCAUUUGGAGAACCUGUAUUUGGAGCUGGCUGUUCUGAUGGGAGCAUCCGGCUGCACCAGCUG
This is a messenger RNA of Manis javanica (Malayan pangolin), 1818 nucleotides long. The record is from RefSeq and is a predicted model, not a curated record. Lineage: Eukaryota; Metazoa; Chordata; Mammalia; Pholidota; Manidae.